UAAAUAAAAUAAAAUUUCUUCGUCAAACUCGUACGGACGGAUAUUCCGGUGUGGUUUCUGUCACACACUACCUUCGGAUCUCACAUCACACCAUACAAUUUGAUUUCUUCCUUUGAUUUUCUCUUCUAAAUUGUUACCUUCUUCUUCUUAUUCAAAUUCCCAAUUUUUUUUGUCUUACCCUAAUUUAGUUUGGUGCAAUGAAGAAGAAGCUCGAUACCCGUUUUCCCGCUUGCAAAAAUGCAGAUAUUUGUUCAUUUUAUCGUUUUUGCUGCAACAAAGAUGCCUUUAUCAUACAAAGUAUGGUUGAAAAGACGCACCAGAACAUUAUUUUUUUUACUGCAAGGUUAUAGGCUCGGAUAAAGAAGAUUAUGCAAGCAGACGAGGAUGUUGGAAAGAUAGCACUUGCAGUUCCUGUUUUAGUUUCAAAGGCUCUGGAAUUAUUUUUGCAAGAUCUUUGUGACCGCACUUAUGAAAUAACUCUUCAGAGAGGAGCAAAGACCAUGAACGCAUUGCAUUUGAAACAUUGUGUACAAAGCUACAAUGUCUUCGACUUUUUGAGAGACAUCGUUGGUAGGGUUCCUGACUAUGGGCAUGGCCAUAGCCAUUCUGAGGCUGGGGCUGAUGAUCGCGCCGUUCCAAAGAGAAGGAAAGCGGCUGCUGGGGAUGAUGGCAAUGACAGUGAUGAAGAGACUAAGCGGAGUAAGAUGCUUGAGUUGAGCCACACUGGUGGUACUGGUAGGGGAAGAGGAAGGGGUAGAGGAAGAGGUCGCGGUCGAGGGGCUCGAACCGCAGAAAAAGAGACCUUCCAUCAGCAGGUUGAAUCUGAACCAUGCACAUCUAUUCAGCAAAGUAGCAAAGAAGUCCCUGAUGCAUCCAUGGCAAUAGAUAAUGUCCCAGAACAAAAGGACUUACCGAAGGAGAAUAAUAAUGCAGUUCAUGAGGAAAGUACUCAAUCACUCCGAAACAUUGAUCUGAAUGCCAACUUACAUGAAAAUGAAGACAAACUCAAUACAGACACAACUAUUACUCAGGCCUCAUUGCCUGAACCUGCUGCAACAACAACAACGGAUAUGCAACACGAAGAAAUUCCAGGCUGGUCCCUUUCCGAUGUGGACAAGAUGGCGAUCGACACUUUGCAGCUUGCAGCAAACAUUAAUAGUAGGAUAGAAGAGGAUGAGGAAGAUUAUGAUGAAGAAGAAGGGUAACACCUUAAGGUUGAAAAGCAGGUGAUAACAGAAGAUUGAGUACAUACUAGUGCUAAAGGAAUGAACCCUUUUUUCUUUAAUUGGUAUGUCAAUGAUCUUGUGUAGGAAAAUUUAGGUUUUUCUUUUUAAUAGUAAGAUUAGCUUUAUGAACUUUUAGGCUUCAAAUGAAUGUUGUUGUAGGUGCAAUCAACCUUGCUAGUAGUACAUGAUCGAACUUUUUGGUAAAGUUUGAUUAGCAGUUGUUUUGAUUGUCUUGUUUUCUCAAGAUAUUGCCUGACAAAAUUGUUUUCUAGUUCGGUUCUACAAUCAGAAAGAAAAAAUGUGUAGUAGAGAUUCUUCUAACA
Cicer arietinum (chickpea) is the source of this 1549-nucleotide messenger RNA. RefSeq lists its product as uncharacterized. Gene Ontology annotation, molecular function: core promoter sequence-specific DNA binding; RNA polymerase II general transcription initiation factor activity; protein heterodimerization activity. The record is from RefSeq and is a predicted model, not a curated record. Gene Ontology annotation, cellular component: nucleus. NCBI's taxonomy places the organism in Eukaryota, Viridiplantae, Streptophyta, Magnoliopsida, Fabales, Fabaceae.